CACAGAGGGCAGGUGCGGCUAGUUCAGGGAGGAGUUCCUGCAAGUGUGCAUCUGAUACAGUCCUUAUCCGAUUCUGAUGAUGACAAUGACAGUGCGUGGGAGGGAUGCUUGGGAGAUCGCUACAACCCUCCUGUUGAUCCAGCUCCAGACACUGCUGUACUGGAUCAGAGCCAGAUCAGAACCCAAGUUCUACUAGCUACAGGGAGGUUAAGCGCACGCACAGAGCAGAAUAUUACCCGACAACUGUUGGAGAGAGUGCGGGGAAGGUAUGGUUUUUCUCACGGAGAGCGAUGCCGUAUGACUUCAAAUUUUCUGCCAAACAAUGUGUCUGCCACAGAUACAUACUCCCAAAAGGCAUUCUGCGGAGUAUAUUCUCAAGAUGGUGCAAUCUUUAUGUCGGCCUGCCAGGAUCAAAAUAUUCGCCUCUAUGACUGCCGGUAUGGAGCCUUCAGGAAGUUCCGGACUGUACGGGCCCGAGAUGUGGGCUGGAGCGUACUUGAUGUGGCUUUCACUCCAGAUGGAGCACACUUCUUGUACUCUAGCUGGUCCGAUUACAUUCAUGUCUGCAACAUAUAUGGUGAGCCGGAGUCACACACUGCACUGGAUCUCUGUCCCUCAGAGCGACGUUUUGCUGUUUUCUCCCUCACAGUAUCUUGUGAUGGACGGGAAGUGCUUGGUGGAGCCAAUGAUGGAUGUGUGUAUGUGUAUGACCGAGAGCAGAACCGUCGAACACUAAAGAUUGACUCUCAUGAAGAUGAUGUGAAUGCUGUUGCAUUUGCCGAUGACAGCUGCCACAUUCUAUAUUCUGGAGGAGAUGAUGCUCUAUGUAAAGUGUGGGACCGUCGCACAAUGCGAGAGGAUGAUCCUAAACCAGUGGGGGUGUUAGCCGGACAUCAAGAUGGGAUCACCUACAUUGAUAGCAAGGGAGAUGCGCGAUAUCUCCUCUCUAAUUCCAAAGACCAGAGCAUUAAGCUGUGGGAUAUCAGGCGGUUUUCAGGACCAGAGGGACUUGAAGCCUCACGCAGAGCUGUAACACAGCAGAACUGGGAUUACAGGUGGCAGCAGGUGCCCAAAAGAGCUCUCAGGAAGAAACGCCUUCCCGGCGACACAUCUCUGAUGACUUACCGUGGCCAUGGAGUCUUGCACACUUUGAUCAGAUGUCACUUCUCCCCUGCGUACAGUACUGGUCAACAGUAUGUGUACAGUGGGUGUUCUACUGGUCGAGUUGUCAUAUAUGAUUUGUUGACGGGUCAGAUAGCGAAGAAACUGGCCAACCACAAGGCAUGUGUACGAGACGUGAGCUGGCAUCCAUGUGACACCAGGCUUGUGAGCAGCUCUGUGAGUGAUCAUAGAAAUAACAAGAAAAGGGGGUGUUAA
This is a messenger RNA of Staurois parvus, 1377 nucleotides long. NCBI's taxonomy places the organism in Eukaryota, Metazoa, Chordata, Amphibia, Anura, Ranidae. The record is from the annotation of a GenBank genome assembly.